GGGAGGGUCCGGGCCAGAGGCUGAUAAACAGACGAGCGCCGGCUGCGCGCACUUGUAGCGGAUCAGUGCGGGACUCAGAGCGAGAGAGAAGCACAAGCGAGAGAGAGAGGCAGAGCCGGGGAGCAGAAAGCCGCGAGGUCGCUAGGAGGAAGGGUAUCGCAAAGAGAGAGCUUGGACGGCAUGCAAAGUUGUGAAAUAUCUUCAGACGGCACUGAUGAUCCUCUUAGUAGCGGCUCACGGAGACACCGGCAACCUCGAAUAGUGAUUAUUGGGGCUGGGCUCGCUGGCCUGUCUGCUGCAAAAACCCUCCUGGAAAAGGGCUUCACGGAUGUGACGAUCCUUGAGGCGUCUGACCGAAUCGGAGGCAGAGUCCAAAGUAUUAAACUUGAAAACGCCACGUUUGAACUGGGAGCGACCUGGAUCCAUGGUUCCGACGGCAACCCCAUCUACCAUCUAGCAGAAGACAAUGGUUUGUUGGAGGAAACUACGGACGGGGAGCGAAGCGUCGGCCGCAUUAGCCUCUACUCCAAGAAUGGAGUGGCUCACUACCUCACCAACGGCGGCCACAGGAUCCCGAAAGAUCUGGUUGAAGAAUUCAGUGAUGUAUAUAACGAGGUCUAUAACCUGACUCAGGAAUUCUUUCAGAACGGGAAGCCGGUCAAUGCUGAAAGUCAGAACAGCGUUGGAGUUUUUACGCGUGACGUCGUGCGGAAACGCAUCAAGGAGGAUCCCGACGAUUCGGAGAACACGAAGAAGCUCAAGCUGGCUAUGGUUCAGCAGUUUUUAAAGGUUGAAAGUUGUGAGAGCAGUUCGCACAGUAUGGACGAGGUGUCGCUCAGUGAGUUCGGCGAAUGGACGGAAAUUCCUGGCGCCCAUCACGUUAUCCCUUGCGGAUUCAUUCGGAUAGUGGAGAUCCUUUCCUCUUCUGUCCCUGCUUCGUUGAUCCAGCUGCGCAAGCCCGUGAAAUGCGUCCACUGGAACCGCUCCGUAAGGAAACAGAUCGACCAGGUCGCCGACCACAACAACGACCAAGUGGAGGACAAGGGUUUCCCCGUCUUUGUGGAAUGUGAAGAUUACGAGUUCAUCGCGGCUGAUCACGUCAUUGUCACUGCCUCUCUGGGCGUCAUGAAGAAGUUCCACGAGACUCUGUUUCACCCCAGUCUCCCGGAAGAAAAGGUAACGGCCAUCGAAAAACUGGGCAUCAGCACCACCGACAAGAUCUUCCUGGAGUUCGAGGAGCCUUUCUGGAGCCCCGAGUGUAACAGCCUCCAGUUUGUGUGGGAGGAUGAGGCCGAGAGCGAGAGCCUGACGUAUCCCGAGGAGAUGUGGUACAAGAAGAUCUGCAGCUUUGAUGUCCUCUACCCCCCGGAGAGAUACGGUUACGUGCUCAGUGGCUGGAUUUGUGGGGAGGAGGCUCUGAUUAUGGAGAAAUAUGAUGAUGAGACUGUCGCCGAAACCUGCACGGAGCUCCUGCGCAAAUUUACAGGGAAUCCUAACAUUCCAAAGCCUCGGCGGAUACUGAGGUCCUCGUGGGGCAGUAACCCGUAUUUCUUUGGGUCGUAUUCCUACACUCAAGUGGGCUCCAGUGGAGCAGAUGUAGAGAAGCUGGCAAAGCCUCUGCCUUAUACGGAGAGCUCCAAAACUGCUCCGCUGCAGGUGAUGUUUUCGGGCGAGGCCACACACAGGAAGUAUUAUUCCACCACUCACGGGGCUCUGCUCUCAGGCCAGCGGGAGGCCGAGCGUCUGUCCGAAAUGUACCAAGAUCUCCUGCAGCGCCAGAAAUGAGGCCUCACAACCACUAAACUUGGGAUUGCCACUAAUGUCCGUCUACUUGUCCCUUCUGUCUUUCUUCUUUUUUUUUUUUUUUUUUAACAAUAAAUAUGUCCAGAUUUUUAUCUUUUUAAGAAAAAAAAAAAACCGCGACCGUUUUAAAGAAAAGUGUCACCAGUUGACCUUUCCUGUACUGUAUGGCUCGUGGGAAAGGUGCUCUCUCUGUCAUGUUUUUAACACUCGCACAACCGGUGCCUCUCCUUCUCUCUUCUCUGUCUUGUAAGUGCCUUCUAGGAUGCUAAAAGAACACAAAUAAUAAUAAAUGCAUAUCAGGUCA
Messenger RNA from Xenopus laevis (African clawed frog), 2107 nucleotides. Its product is annotated as spermine oxidase. The record is from RefSeq and is a predicted model, not a curated record. Lineage: Eukaryota; Metazoa; Chordata; Amphibia; Anura; Pipidae. The transcript has 7 exons. The coding region runs from base 181 to 1785 and encodes 534 amino acids.